Messenger RNA from Podospora pseudocomata, 2292 nucleotides. RefSeq lists its product as uncharacterized. Gene Ontology annotation, cellular component: membrane. The transcript is spliced from 3 exons. Gene Ontology annotation, molecular function: transmembrane transporter activity. NCBI's taxonomy places the organism in Eukaryota, Fungi, Ascomycota, Sordariomycetes, Sordariales, Podosporaceae. Gene Ontology annotation, biological process: transmembrane transport. The coding region runs from base 547 to 2292 and encodes 581 amino acids. The record is from RefSeq and is a predicted model, not a curated record.
AAGUACCGAAUUAUCUAUCAUUGCAAGGUCAUCACAGCGAAGAAAGUCGAGAAAGAAACAUCAUGAAAAGCAGCCCCCACCCCUUCAUCUCAUUUCAAAGCCUCGCUACAACUCCAAGCAAGGGAAAGGUAGCGAUCAUAAGCAUAAUCUUCCAACUGAGACCUACCUGCAUGCCAAGUUCACCCAAAACAUGUCAAAUCCCCAUGCCACACUGACACUCCCGGUUCCAGCAUCACCAAGAUAUUUCCGGAGUCCCACAUUCCGCCGCCCAUCUUUUCCCUCCUGCCGUCUCCUCCAAACCCACAGACCAAAUCUUACUACUACUCGGGAAGGAACCAUGUACCGUACCUUACCUUAUAUCGUGAUGGCCCAUACACCCGCGCUAUCCCCAACCGAGCCGGUGGGGCCGGCAGGAUAUCGUUUACCUCAACUCAAAUUCAAAAAAAAAAUAUUUCCAUCUCCUUCAUCACAACACCAUUGUUGCUUUUCCUUUCCAUCCAAAAAAUAAAAUAAAAAAAAUUGGAGUGUGAGCCCCCCUGCGUAACAAUGGCAACACCGGCAGUUGACCAUGACAAGAUCUCUCCGCACCAGCAGUCGGCGGCAGCAUCAGCAUCGUCGGCCCGUGAGAGAAUCCAAGCGAGAUCGGAAGGGGGUGACUCGGAGUUAAGCGAUGAGCUCACCGACACCACCAACGUCGCCCAAGAAAUACCACACGACGACGAUGAACCGCCCAAAUCGGAUUUGCCGUUCUCAAAAGCGCGAUGUAUCGCCCUCGUGGCUACCGUCACAGGCGCGAGUUUUCUCAACACCCUCUCCGGCCAAGCAGUGGUCAUCAUCCUCCCAACCAUAGGCCGCGACCUUUCCAUCCCCGACACCCGCCUCCAAUGGAUCGUCUCGGCCUACUCCCUCACCUUUGGCUGCUUCCUCCUCCUCUGGGGCAGGAUAGCUGACAUCUACGGCAAGAGAAGGAUGUUCAUCUUUGGCUCGGCCUGGUUCGCCAUGACCAUGCUGGUGAAUCCCUUUUUACCAAACGAAAUCGCCUUUGAUUUGUUUCGUGGUCUUUCUGGGCUUGGUGCGGCAGCCAACGUUCCAACGGCGAUUGGAAUCCUAGGAACUACCUUUCGACCUGGAAAAGCGAAAAACUAUGCUUUUAGUUGUUACUCAGCAGGUGCCCCUGUGGGAGCGGUGUUUGGGAAUUUGCUCGCGGGCUUUGUCUCGGAGUACACCUCAUGGAAAUGGGUUUUUGUCAUUAUGGGUUUGUUGGCUGUCAUUGUGACUGUGGCGGCGUUUUUUAUCUUGCCGGCGCCGAAUCACACUUUGCAUGAUGAGGGGGUCACGGUGAAGAAUUCGGUUGACUGGUUGGGGGCUGGGUUGGUCACCGUGGGCUUGCUGGCGUUGCUUUUCGCCUUGACACAAGGAAAUGUAGUUGGGUGGAGGACGCCGUGGAUACCGGUGUUGAUUGUGGUUUCGGUUAUCUUGGUGACGUUGUUUGUGUUUUGGCAGAGACAUCUGGAAAAGACGAAGAAACGCGCGCCGAUCAUGAAGGUUUCGGUCUUUCACAGCACGAAAUUCAGCGCUGCCAUGGCGAUCAUGGCUCUCUUUUUCAGCAGUUUCAAUGGGUUGCUGGUUUAUGCCACGUAUUUUUACCAGGACUUUCAGGGCCUGUCGACGUUGCAGACGACCUUGAGGUUUCUGCCGACGGGGAUCAUGGGGGUCAUCACCGCGCUGGUUGUCAGCCAGCUUUUGGCGCGGGUGCCGACUUACCUGCUUUUGGCGGUGGGGACGUUUUGCGUGUCGAUAUCGUCGAUACUCUUUGCUGCUCCGAUUCCGCCCGAGACGACGUAUUGGGCUUAUGGGUUCCCGGCUAUGGUCUUGUCGGUUUUUGGAGCUGAUACUACGUGGCCGUCUUUGAUUUUGUUUACGAGCCAUUCGUUACCUCAGUCGGAUCAGGCUUUGGGGGGGGCUUUGGUUAAUGCCAUGGGUCAGGUGGGAAGGGCUAUCGGUUUGGCUGUCGCGACGGCGAUUCAGACGGCUGUUAUGGCGCGUGAUAGAAGGGUCGAUGUCGAGAAGGCUGGGCCGGUGAUUCCUUGGGACUCGGCUUCGCUCGCGGGUCUGCGAGCAGCGGAGUGGUGGAAUUUUGCGUUGGGGUGUGCGGCAUUUGUGGUUGUUUUGGUAGCUUUUCGGGGGUCCGGGGUUAUUGGGAAGGCGGGGGUUGUGAAGGCUCAACGGCGACCGACUGAGCGUGAUGACAUUGUUGUUGAUAGUACGGGGGAUGGGGGGAUAAAGGUCUGA